AUGGCGGAGGGCUACAGCUGGUAAGUAUUGUUUAUAUGCAAAUAAUAACUUGAAUAAUCCUGACAUACUAUUUGCCAUACGAUUUGACAAUGUUUUUAUUUCCACCAGGGACAUUCCUUUAGUUGUUGUUUCAAGGUUAGUUUUGUUCGUUUGCUACCUUUUCAGUCGCAUAUUCGCAUUUCUGCCAUGCAUGCAAAUUCGUAUUUCUGCCAUAUAUAUGCAAAUUUGUAUUUCCGCUAUGCCCAAAAAGUAAAAUAACCUAUACAUAUUCAUUUUGGAUUUACUUUAGUAAUGAUUCCAGUUCUGACAGUGACAGUGAUCGUAGUGUCAGUAUAUUAAAAUCGUAAGUGAAUAAAUAUAAAUGCGACAAAAUAUUACAGUAACAUGCGUAUAUUAUAAAUGUUAAUAAGGUAUUGAGAGGAUAAAUGUACUGAAAAUUUUGCAUUCAAUAUCUUUACCUUGAUUGUUUUUAUUGUAUAGACAAUUAUUUACAGAUGAAGAAAACAUCGAAGACAUAACUAAAACCUUGUAAGCACUGGGCCAUUCCAUUUAAUGUACACACACCCCUAUGGACGAGGUCAAUAAAAUUUGAGCCCCUAAGAAAAAAAGAUCAAAGUGCCGACACAAAUUAAGAAUUAAGAAAUUUUUGCCUUACCCCACAGAAAAAACGAAAAGAUCAAAGGAUCAGAAAUUCUCGUCCAUAGGGGUGUGUGUAUAUUAAAUGGAAUGGCCCACUUUCUAGUCUCUAGUAGUACUAUAUAAUUGUCGCACUUGUUUUGCUUUUUUAUACUAUAUCAAAUUUGAGAGGCUGAUUUUUCUGUUUAUUUAUUUUGUAGAGAAACUCUGAAUUCUCCAGUAAAAAAGAAACAGAAAGUAUUGGAUUUGGAUACUGAUACACUGUUAGGCUAAUAUUUCUUGUUAUUCACUGAAUAUAUAAAUCUAUAUGUCAUCAUUAACCCAUUGAGCACCAGUGCUCUCCCUUUGACAAGUAAAAUCAUAUGCCAUUAAAACAUAGUAACAUAAUAAAGUGUGGGUCAGAAAGUAUUGGUCCCCUACCCCCCAACACAUUCACACACACCCCUAGUGUCUGCCACUGGCUCAGACAUAAUCUAAGCAUUUAAAUAAAUAUUUAUUUAUAAAUGUUAUAAUAGGUGUAAGUAUAUAUACAUAUAAUAAAUAAGCAGGUAUGCUGGAACUGAGGGAGCAAUAGGGGUAGCCGACAACCUUUCUGAAUAUAUAUCACUUAAAAGUGCCCCCUACAAAAACCUGCCCCUUGCUCUCUUGUCAUUACAGCAUCCCUGAAUAUGAGCUUUUCUUGCAAAUGUAAAAUGCAAAAAUGUAAAUUUAGUUCCAAAUUAGGAUUUUUAUUUGUCUGCAAAUGCUCUAAUAUUGUAAAAAUAAAACAUCAACUGUCUGUUAUUAAGUGCUUCCCUAAUAAAAAACUUUUCUCUUCAGGGAAAAAUUAACAGCUGUCAUUAACAACAGUAUGUUACUUAUGAUGAAUAAAAUAUUUAAAAUAUUUUUUAGGUUGUAUCUUCAUGAUGACAAACAAUUGCCCAUUUUUGCAAAAUUACCUGCUCUAUAUGAUAUGAGCAAAAACGAUAAAGAUACAUCACUCACAGAAACAUUACAGCUUCUCACAGAAGCUCCACCUCAUCCAUCACGUGUGUGUGGUAAACCGCCAAGAUAUGUAAAAAACAACUACGCAUUUGUUGUUAACACAUCGAAGUUGGAUCAUGUGCGUGAUAUAUUGGCAGAUGACUCUGGAAAAUGGGUAAACAACGGACAGCACAAGUUUCCAAAAAAAGUUGGUGGAGAUUCAUCCAUUGAUGAAGAUGUGUGUGAUGAAUUUUACACCCUUCACAGACAUUAUUACUACAACAAAGAUUCUAGGGAUUUCCAUCGAACUAUAACAUUUGUUACAGGUGCGUAUGCAAUGACUUUUAUCCAGGUGGCUUGA
This is a messenger RNA of Paramuricea clavata, 1960 nucleotides long. NCBI's taxonomy places the organism in Eukaryota, Metazoa, Cnidaria, Anthozoa, Malacalcyonacea, Plexauridae. The record is from the annotation of a GenBank genome assembly.